AUGACGGAUCGUGCUGUUAAGUCUGGUUUGGCUUUGGAGGCUCAGCGUAAAGUACACGGAAAAUAUGAUAGUAUAUUAGCUGGUCAAUUACUUCAAUGGAUUGCGCAUCUUACUGCAAAAGAUUUCUCUACUGAAGGCGAAGUGAAAAAUUUCUUGGAAGUUUUAAAAGACGGGACCGUAUUAUGCAACCUUGCGAAUGCAUUAUCUGCGGGCUCAGUGAGAAAAAUGAAUAAUAGCUCUAUGGCUUUUAAGCAGAUGGAAAAUAUUUCAUUCUUUUUAUCAUUUGCCGAGAAAUAUAUCGCCAAAUCAGAGCUCUUCCAAACAGUUGAUUUAUUCGAGGGUCAAGAUCCGAAUGCUGUUGUGAUUUGUCUUUCAUCAUUGGCGAGAAAAGCUGAAGAGCUGUUUGGAAAACCUGGAUUGGGCCCCAAAGAAGCAAAAGGUGAAAAACGUGAAUGGUCCGAAGAGAAACUCCGUGCAGGUGAAACAAUUAUUGGACUUCAGAUGGGUACGAAUAAAGGUGCAAAUGCCUCUGGUAUUAAUAUGGGUAAUACUCGUCAUAUGUAG
Molecule: messenger RNA, 564 nt
Organism: Thelazia callipaeda (thelaziosis nematode)
Lineage: Eukaryota; Metazoa; Nematoda; Chromadorea; Rhabditida; Thelaziidae
Source: the annotation of a GenBank genome assembly